Camellia sinensis is the source of this 1340-nucleotide messenger RNA. Lineage: Eukaryota; Viridiplantae; Streptophyta; Magnoliopsida; Ericales; Theaceae. The record is from RefSeq and is a predicted model, not a curated record.
AUUCUGCAAAAGAAAAUUUUCAAAGCAAAGGACUAUCCAAGAGGAGAAUCUGUGCAACUAUCUAUGCUCGAACCUCUGUUGGAAAAGAACUUGAAGUUGGCAUCAAAACCAUUUAAGAAAAAGAAAUCUGUUGCCAAUCCAUCAAAGAAGAAGCAAUCAGCCUCUUGGAAUCGACACAAGAUAAUAACAUCCCUAGCUCAGAAUUCAACAUUUUGGAUUCUGAAGAUCAUUGAUUCAAGAAAGUUUCCUGAAUCUGAGUUGCAGAAGGUUUUUGAUAUUUUCCGUGGUGCUUUGGCAGCGUUUUUUGAAAGUAAAAAGUCUCAAAUGAAGGCAGAGUUUUUGAAAGACAUAUUUAGAAGAAGACCGUGGAUUGGUCAUCAUCUCUUUGAAUUCCUUUUGGAGAAAUGUUGCUGUUCAAAAUCAGAGUUUCGGAGAGUUGAAGCGCUUGACUUGGUGAUUGAAAUACUCAAAUCACUCAUCUCUGUUAGUACUGAUGAAAGUGGACGGGCUGUAUCAAAGAAAACUUUGAACAGUCAUCUUCCCAAACUGUGUCAUUUGAUAAAAGAGUUGGUUACAAAUAUGCCAGAAAAACAGGCUAGACGGGCUGAAGUGCGUAAGUUCUGCAGCAAAGUCUUCCAGAUUAUAACAAGUCUUAACCUGUCUAAAUCAUUUCUUAAAUCUUUGGAAUCAGAUGCACAUGCCACUUGUGCAUCGCAACUUGGUGAGGUGUUUCUUGCUUUGAAGAAGCGUUAACAGGCUUAGCCAAGGGGGUUGAGGUUAAAUUCAUUUGAAUUAUUGGAAAUAAAAUUCAAUUUCCAAUGACACUGCUGCAAGGCAGAGGUCAGCAAGAUACCAAUAAGGGUUUUCGACUUUCAUCUCAAAGAGAAUUCUUACUUGCAGAAACACUUCUGGGCAUGCCCUCUGACGGCUGCUCUAAUGCUGCACCUGUGAUCUUCAAUGGUUCCAGAUUUCUCUACAAGAAAUUAUCUUGGUAAGUUAUUAUAUUGACACCUUUAUCGUUAUUCUAGCAGGGUGUUUAUACAGGAAGAGUUUCGUCAUAGUUGGUGCAUUUCGUGUUUUGUAAUUUAUUUUGGCUUUUUGAAUUGGUAACGAUUGAUCAUCGUGUAGCUUUUGGACUCCGAAUCCAACAAAAAGAAAAAGAAAAAAGAUGUUAAUGUAGCUUUUGCUUGUUACCGAGCAUUGUAGCAUGCUGUAGUCUUCUUGUUGAUGAUCAAAAGUAGUCUGUGUACUUUUUUGGUGACUUGUGAGAUUAGGUCUGGACAUUUUCUAUGGCAACUUUUAUCAGAGAUAUAAGUUCCCAUUUGGAGAUUUUUUAUGAA